Metarhizium album ARSEF 1941 is the source of this 390-nucleotide messenger RNA. RefSeq lists its product as uncharacterized. Lineage: Eukaryota; Fungi; Ascomycota; Sordariomycetes; Hypocreales; Clavicipitaceae. The coding region runs from base 1 to 390 and encodes 129 amino acids. The record is from RefSeq and is a predicted model, not a curated record. The transcript is spliced from 2 exons.
AUGUCUGGAGGUUUUUACAAGUAUCGUUGCAAAUAUUUUUAUACCCACAAUUGCCAGAACUGGGCCGAAGGACGGGACGAUGAGACGGCUCCUACUUCAGGAUGGAUGAUGUCCCGAGACAUCGCCGUGCCUUGUGUGCAGGAUGGUGUUCUGCAGUACGCAUUGAUGGAGCUUGUGGCUCCCGCUGUUGCGGGAGAGGAGUGGUAUCUCGGAGACAAGACUUCUCGAAUUGACCCGGCAGGCCCAGCAAAUGAUGCUAUCUCAGCACCAGCUGGAAAUACUUCCACUGAGAAUUGGACCAUCCGAGAUAAAGCUGCCCGCCCGCCGCCAGCUGUUCCGGUCACGAGUGCCAUGCCCGAAGUCCCUGGCCUGGUGUCAUCCGGGGAGUAG